CAGUAAUAAUGACACAAAUUAUGUAAACAACAUAACUAUUGCAUUAGACUUUAAUUUAAUACUAAAAACACAUUUCAUUGAAUUCAUUACUUUUCUAUGAUUUAACUAUUAAUACAAAAAACAGUGAUUCAAACAAACGACUGAUCAGUCAGUUAUGUCAUCGCAACAGAAAAGUCUAAAUGUUGGCCACAGGAAACGGGGUUCGGGUUCGGCGGCAAACAGACAACAACAGGGCUCGGGUUCGGCGGCAAACAGACAACAGCAGAGCUCGGGUUCGGCGCCAAACAGACAACAGCAGAGCUCGGGUUCGGCGCCAAACAGACAACAGCAGAGCUCGGGUUCGGCGCCAAACAGACAACAGCAGAGCUCGGGUUCGGCGCCAAACAGACAACAGCAGAGCUCGGGUUCGGCGCCAAACAGACAACAGCAGAGCUCGGGUUCGGCGCCAAACAGACAACAGCAGAGCUCGGGUUCGGCGCCAAACAGACAACAGCAGAGCUCGGGUUCGGCGCCAAACAGACAACAGCAGAGCUCGGGUUCGGCGCCAAACAGACAACAGCAGAGCUCGGGUUCGGCGCCAAAYAGACAACAGCAGAACUCGGGUUCGGCGGUAAACAAACAACAGAAGGACUCGGGUAGGCUAACAGUGUUUGUCAGAUAUGACCAGUCAUUGACGUCAAAAAAUAAUAAGAGAAACGAGGAUAAGUCGGUCAGGAUAUAUGCGCCCAAAUGGGUGGAAAAAGCAUUGGACAACUUGUCCGCUGAGAUAACAAAGUCKACACCGAUUGAUGUGUACGACCAAUACAAUAAUCAUCGGAUAUUGCGUUUGCCGGACGACAAGUUGUCAUUGAAAUACUUAGUUAUGUUAGCCCGCAAUGAACCAAACAAUACCAACGGUUUUAUAAACUUUAAGAACUAUACGUUUCGUAAAGAAGUAAUACUAGCCGUUAAGGAUUUGUGCCGUCAGUGCGUAAUUCUGGCCAAAAAUGAGACGACACAUUACGGCGGUUAUCCGCGCGACACAAUACGAGAGCCCCAGAAGCGGGACGUAUAUGUGGCCGACUUAAUUGGUCUACAGUUUCAACAGUAUUGUAAUACUGGGCGACUGGUAAUAGUCUCGGAAAAGCCUGUUAAAGGCCUAUUGGAUGACAUGAUUUACGAACGAGUGGUCGGAGAACCAAAAAAGUCAUAUAAAGAGGUCACUAAUGAUCGCACGGGUCGUUAUAUAUUGUAUUACAACGACUACUUCGAUACAUUUGCUUACAAACGAUUUGUUGCCAAAGAURUACUGCUGACUGGUUUGGCGAUUGCCGACUAUGUGGACAAAURUCCGAAAGCUGAUGGCACUCACGAUACGGUUAACUUUAAGUUUACCAAAUACGGUGCCGGAUAUUUUGCCGACAUUUUUAAGGACAUCAUACAGAAUCUAAUCAUUGACGGCGUCUUCGAUGGCCUUAAAUUAUUGUUAGAACAAAAGCCCAAACAUAUUGGUGCCAUUGAACUACCGUUUUUUGAUACUAACAAACGGGUCAUUGAUUUAUGUAAUUCUCAUAAAAUUAAGUUGAGAUUUAGUCGAGACGACGCUCUUAAGCAAACUUAUGACGAGUACGUGACGGCAACGACCAACUGUGCCGACGCUCACGCAGUGACCGGAAAUAAGAUGGGAUUCGGAAGUGUCGACGCGUGUAUUGCCGAGAAUCUGGUCGGCAAAGCAAACAAAUACUCGCCAAUAAUUAAUCCAUURAUUAGUCAACAGUUUAUUGAGUUGUAAUCAAUUGUUGAAAACUGUUUUGACAAAUAUGCGUAAAA
Messenger RNA from Oppia nitens, 1809 nucleotides. RefSeq lists its product as uncharacterized. The transcript is spliced from 2 exons. The coding region runs from base 155 to 1771 and encodes 538 amino acids. NCBI's taxonomy places the organism in Eukaryota, Metazoa, Arthropoda, Arachnida, Sarcoptiformes, Oppiidae. The record is from RefSeq and is a predicted model, not a curated record.